UCUCUCCGUGCAACCAUCUUCCCUGUGGCUGUGCAACCAUCACCCGUAUCGUAAAAUCCGCUAGUGAAAUAGUGAAACAGAGGUUUGUUCCCCAAAUCACAUAGGGUUUCUUCCCCAAAUCCAGAUCUGGUAACAAACUCCCCCAAACCCUAAUGCCCCGAAAUCCCCAACCCCAUCUCUGCCCUCUCUAGCAACCGCCUCAACCUCCAAAACCGCAAUUAGUGGUUCAUUGUUUCUAUUCGGUAAUGGACUAUUUCAUUUGGAAAUCUAUCUUAUACUAAUUAGUUUUGUAGAAGUUUGAUGGUUUGGGUUUUUAUUCUCCACCUGAUUAGCGAGUCAACUUGGAGGUCCCGAAUACUGCAACGACCCUCGUGUUCGACAAAAUGCCAAGCCGAGCCUGCUUCCUUAGAAACGUACAUAAAUUGUCUCUGUGAAGAGGGGAAGAUUGAAGAGGCCUCAUACAUGUUUUCAGAGUUGAAGAAGGUUCAAUCUCUACUGAAUCUUAUGGUCUGGAAUGUGGUCUUGCUGGCUUCUCUCCUGGCUGGACAAACUAAUCUAGUGUGGGAAUUGUAUCGUAGGAUGAUGGAGUCUGGUGUUGCAGGCGAUCUCGAGACUGUUGGUUGUCCGAUUUGGGGGUUCUGCAAGGAGAAGUAGUUAUUGGAGGGUUAUGAGCUUCUUUUGGAGGAUUUGCU
Messenger RNA from Magnolia sinica, 692 nucleotides. Its product is annotated as pentatricopeptide repeat-containing protein At1g64583, mitochondrial-like. The transcript has 2 exons. Gene Ontology annotation, molecular function: protein binding. NCBI's taxonomy places the organism in Eukaryota, Viridiplantae, Streptophyta, Magnoliopsida, Magnoliales, Magnoliaceae. The record is from RefSeq and is a predicted model, not a curated record. Bases 301 to 654 code for a protein of 117 amino acids.